GGCAGUUCGAGUGGUGAGCCUCAGUCGUGAGCUUUUCAGACUCGAGUUUAAAGGUGUUUUGUGAUCUCUCAACCUCGUUCCCAAUUUCAACAAUUAAAUAAACCCAGGAUCAUGUGUGGAAGAGUGGCAAUUGCUGUUAUCGCAUUUGGCGCUCUCCUGGCCAUUGUUCAGUGCCUAAGAAUUCAUGUGGAUGAACCACACUAUUAUGGUGAUAUCUACCAUGAGCGUUCAGUCUACCAUCAGAAUGGCCUCCAACCCAAGAAAAAGGAGAAGGACGAGCAGGACUUCAGCAAGAUCCCCGGAGUUCCUGGAGUAGACUACCCCAUCUACCAUGCAGUUCCAGACACAAGUUUCCACUGUGGCCAUGUACCAAUCAUCCCUGGAAUGUACGCCAAUCCCGAGACUGGCUGCCAAGCCUAUCACGUCUGCCACGACGGACGGGAAGGCCACCAGGGAGCCUCAUUCCUCUGCACUAACGGAACGCUUUUCAAUCAGAAACUCUUCGGCUGCGAUUGGUGGUACAAUGUUGAUUGUCACCAGGCUCAAAAUCUCUGGAGAUUGAAUGCCGAUCCUGAGCUCAAUCCGUUUACGCCAAAAAAGAAACUGGAGGAAGUGCCAAAAUACCAGCAUCACUUUUAAUUUCACAAAAUAACUUUUCCUCUCACUCCGCAAAUGAGAUUUUCUUGCCACAUUCGCGUCCCAUUCAUUUUUUUUUCUUAACUUAAAAUGCACGAAAGAAAGAUGGAGAGAAGAAAAAAAAUAGCCACAACGUCCAUUCACAACUUCUUGUUCAUUCUUGGUAAUUUAAUGAUGAAAAACAAAUAUUAAGUUAAUUUUAGUGAAAUAUGAGAAAAAAUGAGAGUGUAAUAUAUUUAAGAGUAAUUUUUUUUGGCAUAUUAAACAUAUGAAUGAAGAGAAA
Phlebotomus papatasi is the source of this 919-nucleotide messenger RNA. RefSeq lists its product as uncharacterized. Gene Ontology annotation, cellular component: extracellular region. Gene Ontology annotation, molecular function: chitin binding. Lineage: Eukaryota; Metazoa; Arthropoda; Insecta; Diptera; Psychodidae. The coding region runs from base 112 to 639 and encodes 175 amino acids. The record is from RefSeq and is a predicted model, not a curated record. The transcript is spliced from 3 exons.